Symbiodinium sp. CCMP2592 is the source of this 3327-nucleotide messenger RNA. The record is from the annotation of a GenBank genome assembly. Lineage: Eukaryota; Dinophyceae; Suessiales; Symbiodiniaceae.
AUGGGAUUGGGCUGCUCGGUGGACGUGGCACGUGCGGCCGUUUGCGAGUCCUGCAACUGCGUUGACGACUCCUUCGAGGGCAGCCGUGUCUGGGCGCAAGGUUGCUUCAGCCGGUCCUCUCUGGACAGUCGGGAUGAGGGCGUCUUCGAUCAUCCGCAUCCACUCCUGUGCCGCAGCCAUGAGGACGACACGCCUCGCGGUCCCACUCCUCCCUGGGCCGUACACAACACCGAGUGCGAGCCAGUGGACAAGACCUCCACCGGCGCCACGCCACCUAGGAUGCUGGUCGCAAUUCGCUGCUCGCCCCCCGGGCUGCCUGAGGAGCUGGAUCAAAGUCACAAUCAGCCUGGGCUGCUAGUGGCCUUGGGCGCUGGAUUCUGUCGUGACUUGUUUCGUGCUGCCCGAACUGGAAAUGACGCUUUGCUGGAGAAGCUGAUCAAGAAUGCCUACACAUCGAGCUGCGUAAACCGUGGUGGCAGUGGCGAUCUGGAUGACGGGACUGCCGAGGAGGUGUCCAGCAUGCUGAGCUUUGCUCGAGAUGUCGGUACAGGAGAGACGUUGCUUGGAGCAGCAGCCAAGCAUGGCGAAGCACUGGUUGUGAGGCUGCUGCUGUUGAACUCUGCGAAUCCGACAAUUUCCGACAGUCGCGGUCGCAUGGCGUUGCAUCGCGCGGCCGAAGGUGGCGAUUUGCUUACGACCCUCUUGGUGCUGGAUCGCCUACAGAGUGCAGACCGGUUCCUUUCUGUUACGGAUUUCGUGGACAACCACGGCGAGACCCCUGGAGUGGUUGCCUCCUCUGCGGGCAGCAGCGCAGUCUGUGGAGCCUUGGAGAUCUUCGGGGACAUGCAGCUGAACGCAGAGCAGCAGUACGUCGGUCAGCUCGGCAAGCCAGGAGUGCGGAAUGACAUACUCUCGUCUUUGGACUUCGGGUCCGAAGCUGCGGCUUCACUGCAAUACCUGAGAGAGGCUUCUCUGGGGUCAGCAUUGGUGCCAAAGAUUUGGCCCCAAACCCAGGCUGGCUUUGAUCUCGCAGAUGCGCUGAAUCAGGCCUUCCAGGGCUUGCAACAAGCUGAGGAUCUCCUGAUGAACGGCAGCUGGAAGCCGAGUCAGUUCGGUCUACCUGCAGGACUGAAACAGGUUGUUCGCACAAUUGACCUGCGGGUCCGCUGGCAAAGGCUGAGAACUGAUGCCAUGGCUGGCACGAGUGCUAAGGUUUUGGAAGAGUUCUGGCAGACUCACUUGAGUGCUGCCAGAAUGGCGAAGCUCACGAGAGGGGAAGGCAAUCUGCAGCAGAUCUACUUGGGAAUUCUCUGGCUCUUCACCCGCGAGUCCUGGCUGCCGCACAUUAUGGAAGCCUUGGCAGGCUUCCUGCGCGAGAGCUGCACAGAGGUCAUGAACGCUUUUGAAGCGAUGGCUCUGCAAAGUCUGGUGCAGGCUUUGUCCCCGAUGGCGCAGCUGGUGCAAGCUGCAACAUGUUACUUCCGACAGCAGGGAGUUCGACACGAAGGCGUCACGUUCAGACCUAUCGUUCUACCUGCAUCGGUGCUGAAGAGCAUGAUCGACAGGUUCUUGCUGUGCAAAGAAGAGCGGCAGCAGUCCUCUGUUGAGGCGACAGAUCCUGUAGAUGCAGAGGGUCUUGACACUGGCAUGUGGUUCGUCCUCAGCCAUGGUUCCUUCCCCACUGCUUUUGCCUCUCGUUGGGAUGCCGGGAAGCGUCUGGCCAAGACCAGCUCGAACGUCCUGUUGGCGAUCCAAGCAGACCCAAAGUUUCCGAGCUUUCCGGAGCACAUGUCCCUGAAGGGUGGUGGCGAUGACCCUCAAGCGCCACAAUGCCUUCGUCGCUGUCGAGCUGCUGCCAUGAGCAGAGUCUAUCUGGAGCAGCGGGAUGCAAAUCACGUUCCACCACCACACACUGCAGCCGAGGUGAGUGCCGCCGUAGAGGCUGCAGCAGAGGCCGUCGCCAACUGUGACGCGCUGAUCUUUACGGCAGGUGCCGGGAUGGGAGUGGAUUGUGGUUUGCCCGACUUCAGAGGCUCUAGCGGUCUCUUCAAAGACCGUGAAGUUGCCAUGACCUACGAGGAGAUGAGCGACGACAAAUGGUUUGCAGAAGAUCCCUUGUUUGCAUGGGGCAUCAACUACACACAGCUAUCGAUGUACCGGCAUACGCAGCCUCAUGAAGGCUAUGCGGUGUUGCUGCGGUGGGCCACAGCCUUGGGCAAACCAUACUACGUCUGGACCUCGAACAUCGAUGGAAUGUUCGAGAAGGUCGGCUUCUCUCCGGAGAAAGUGGUGACUUGCCACGGGGACUUACAUCAUCUCCAGUGCACGAAGGACAGGCGGAAGUGUAGAGGGUCGCGCGAAGAUCGUUCAGAUGAAGUUUGGCCUGCUGCGGUAAUUCCGGAUGGACUGGAUGCAGAGAUAGAUCCUGGGGGUCUUCGCUUCCGUGAUGCGGUGCAUUUGGAGCGGGACUGCUUCAAGUGUCCUCGGUGUGGAUCUCUGGCAAGACCCAAUGUUUGGUUUUGUCACGACAAGAACUACAAUGCAUCCACGGAUGCCCUAGUACGCGGCGAUGAGUACAAUCAGUGGCUCUGGAAGCUGCAUGAAGACGAAGCUGCAAUCGUGGUCGUUGAGUGUGGAGGGGGGCUUGCUAUCCCCAGCGUUCGUGUUCAGGGUGAGGAUGCGGUGGAUGGCGGGGGCAAAGGAUCCCGUCUGAUACGGAUAAAUCCGGUCCACUGCAAGGUGCCACCGACGAAUGGAAUCGGCAUUCCCAUGGGCAGCAUGCAAGGGCUCAAGCUCCUCGACGCAGCCGUCAUGAAGCCAAAGGCAAAGAUCAAGUGCAAGAAGGAUGUCAAGGCAGCCGCCCGGAAGCCAUCUCCAGGGAUCUUUCCGGCCGGGACUUUGUUUCGGCUGGUCCGCAUGUCACGAACGACAAGUUCCGAGCUUGAUUCGGAGGCCUGCCCAAAGGGCUCAGCGAUGCAGUGGCCUGUAACGGUGAUCGAACUGGCCGCCACCGACCCACGACCACAGGCCUUCUUGCUGUUGCAGCGGAAGGGUUGCCUUCGGCCAGGCGAGAUUCAGGAUGCACUCAUCUCCUGGGCAGCAGAGCAAAAAGGUGCAGAGCGUGAACAACGUGUCCGAGAUGCUGCAGCAUGGCUCUACCAAAGCGCUGAAGUUGAGGCAGCCGAGAUGCUUCUGGAGAGGUCGCCGCAACCUGCGGUAGACGUAGCUGUGGCAGCGGUGGAUGAUGUGGUGCAGGAGGAGAGGCUGGUUAUAAAUGUGUUGGAAAAGCGCCCAAGACAGCCUGCACGUUCCAUCCUGCCCACGUGA